This is a messenger RNA of Tachysurus fulvidraco (yellow catfish), 2026 nucleotides long. Its product is annotated as mucin-3A-like. NCBI's taxonomy places the organism in Eukaryota, Metazoa, Chordata, Actinopteri, Siluriformes, Bagridae. Bases 59 to 1348 code for a protein of 429 amino acids. The record is from RefSeq and is a predicted model, not a curated record. The transcript is spliced from 16 exons.
UCCUGAUUCUUACUUUUAAACGAGCGUCUCAACAUUUUCACUUCAUCCAGAGGCUGAAAUGGAGCUGCUCGUCCUCCUGAUCUUCUUCCAUCUGAUUCUGGACAUUAACUCUCAAAAUCUUCCUCAGCCCCAGCUCUCUGUGUCUCCUGAAGUUAUCACACAGAGAGGAUCAGUGCAGCUUCACUGUCAUGUUCCAGACCAUGUUAAAGUGUAUCAAUGUUCUUUCUACCCAGAGACACAAAACACAAAUCUAAAAAACUCUCCAUCGUGUCAGCUCUCAGUCACUGGUUCUGAACUGAUCAGAUGGACAGGACACAGAUCUCCUAAAGCACUUCGUAUUAUUUGUUUCUACGCUCUGGAUAAAACAGUUCGUACUCCUUCUCCUCACUCUCUCCCAGCUCCAGUCACAGUGCUGUAUCAGAAACCGAUACUAAGUGUCAAUUAUGAUAAUCAUACUGAUGAAUUCAGACUUUCAUGUGAAAUACCAGAGUCAGAGUCAGUAACUGCUGAUGUUAGCUGUAAUCUCUACACUGGAGAAAAUCCUCAGCCUUAUCGAAAAAUCCGAAGGUCUAAAACGAGAAAUUCUGGGAGAUUUUCUUGUAUUUUUGAAGUACAGAGAAAUGAUAUGUUUAAUGUUCUGCAGUCAGUAAAGAGCAGUGAAGUGAGCUGUGAUUAUUCACUGAGCUCUGACUCGACUGCUCGCUCUCUAAUGAGUGAUAAACACAAUCUGAUACCUUUUUCCCCUACACUGACACAGACGUCUACAACUGUAACAUCUACUGCAGGUUUAUUUUCUACACUGACACAGACGUCUACAACUGAAACGUCUACAGGUUUAUUUCCCUCACCGAAACAGACGUCUACAACUGAAACAUCUGCAGGUUCAUUUCCUACAAUAACACAGACGUCUACAACUGAAACCUUCACUACAGCUUCUACAACUGAUCUGAUCACCACAAAGUACAUAACGACUCGUUCAUUUCCUACAAUAACACAGACGUCUACAACUGAAACCUUCACUACAGCUUCUCCAGCUUCUACAACUGAUCUGAUCACCACAAAGUACAUAACGACUCAGACAUCUACUGCAAUUCUUUAUACUCAUCUGAUCAGAGCGAUGACUGGAUCUCCUGAGAACCCGCAGGUUUCAUCCCUCUGGACGAUUGGAGCAGUGUGUUUGCUUGUGUCUGGAGCUUUACUGACUGGAUUCAGUAUCUUCAUCUUUCUCAGGACCGACAGAAGAGGAAGAUUUAAAGACCCUGUUGAGGUUUACACACAUGUGAUCUACACACUCUCCUCUCAGCAGCUCUCAGAAGAAACUCGGCUCCUUUCAGCUUCCUCUGAAUGAUGGACACCGAUCAGGACGCGCUGCUUCUCGUCUGUGCUUCAUUUCAUUUCAAGUCUCUGCUUAAUGAAUUCAUCUCAAUUAGCUUCCACUUGUUCACUGUAUCGAUAGACAAAAGUUCAGAUGAGCUGAUUAUGAUCGUGAUGAUGUUAAAUAUUUGUUAGAUAUAUUUGGAUAGGUUUGUAGACCUCAAUGCUCCAUACAGAAUGAAAUGAUUACACUGAUUCUUUUUUAUCGUUCAUAUCCACAACUAAAAAGUAGGAAUAAACUUUUAGAUUUGAACCUUUUCAUGUGUUUUGCACUGUCUGUAAAAUGAUGAGCAGUAAAUCUAUGAACUAUCAGUCAGAGACACUGGCAGUGACCCAAGUCACCUACAGGAUCUCUGGGUCCAGUGGUGUUGUGAUUGUGGGGCUUCAGGGGAUUUAAACCCCUCAUGUACUGUCACCAUCCUCUGGGCUUUUUAAGACUGGAAACGUUUUACACCACAAAUAAAGUACCAGAUUUACCAGUACAAGAAACCGUCUGUCCGUCAGCGUUCAUUUGACACGUUUUUUCAGUUAUAGGCUGUUUUAAAAGUUACGUGACGAGCUGUUAAACAGAACAGAACAGUGACCUGUUCCGGUCAGCAGGUGGCAAGGUUGUAUGUUCCGGCCAUUGGAUACUCUCCAUUCAUUCAUUCAU